CGGCAACGUACCUUGUGCGAAGUCGUGCACCUCGCGGACAUCGUAGACGGACGCGUUGAAGAUGGGGAGCAUCGUGAAGUCGUCGACGACAUAUUCGUACUGGGCCAAGCGGAGAAGGUGGUCGAAGACAACCUGACCGAGUUGAAAGCCAAACGUGCAUGUGGCCUCGACCGUUUCCGACGAGGUCCGGCGAGAAGAGAGUCCUUUCCACUCGGCCACUUGGCAGCGAAAAUGCAUCGCAGACUCAAUCUCGACUCGUCGCAAAUGCGUGAGAUAAGCCAACUGGAGGCUGUCUCGACCUUUCCUGCAAUUGUCGUCUCUGUCCUCGACAACUCGCCUCAGUCCGGGCGAGUCAAACGAGGCGGAAGCUUUUGUGGAACGAAUGAAGAAGUCCUCGUCCCUUCGUCUCAUCGCCGAGUUGAGCAGAUGAGAACCCCCCUUUGGUCGCUUGGCCUCAGCUAUGCCUCGAGCCUUCGAGGCCGAAUGCGAAAUGUCAUCUCAACUUUGCACAAAUGCACUGAACUCAAGCCAUUACAAUUCUCAAUUUCCAAUUUCCAAUUUCCAAUUUCCAAUUUCCAAUUUCCAAUUGCCAAUUAG
This is a messenger RNA of Protopolystoma xenopodis, 597 nucleotides long. The record is from the annotation of a GenBank genome assembly. NCBI's taxonomy places the organism in Eukaryota, Metazoa, Platyhelminthes, Monogenea, Polystomatidea, Polystomatidae.